GGGACAAACAGAAGCAGCUCCUGCGGCGAUGUGGUAAAACAGGCAACAGAGUUCCAUUUACCGGUGAUGCGGAGGCGGAGCUCUCUGACCGCGGAGAAGGACAGCGACCCGGAGCUGAAGCAGCGACCCGGCAGAGCGGCGGCGCAUCCGGCGACCCGAGGCCGACAGGGCCCGGGAGAGGAGCCGGGGAUGGGGAAGAGACCGUUCAGGAGGCUGGGGCUGCUGGGAAAGAUAAAGAGGAUGAUGAUGGUGCUGCUCUUCGUCUAUGUCUCCAUCCCCUUCAUCAUCAAGCUCUUCCCCUCCAUCCAGGCCAAACUCGUCUUCCUCAACUUUGUGAGGAUGCCGUACUUCAUCGACCUGAAGCGACCUCUGGAUCAGGGGCUGAACCACACACAGAACCUCUACCUGGAGCCUGAGGCAGGCCAGAAGAUCGGAGUCUGGCACACGGUUCCCGCUCAGAUGUGGAGAGACGCUCAGGGCAAAGAUGGCGACUGGUACCGCUCCGCCUUUACCUCCGCCCACCCUGUCAUCCUCUAUCUCCAUGGCAACGCAGGGACCAGAGGCGGCGACCACCGGGUGCAGCUGUACAAGGUCCUCAGUUCGCUGGGAUACCAUGUGGUGACCUUUGACUACAGAGGGUGGGGCGACUCAGACGGAUCGCCAUCAGAGCGAGGGAUGACAUCAGACGCUCUUUUCGUCUACGAUUGGCUGAGACAGAGGAUGGAGAAAACUCUGCCGCUCUACAUCUGGGGCCACUCUCUGGGGACUGGAGUCGCAACGAACCUGGUGAGACGGCUGUCUGAGCGAGGAAGUCCUCCUGACGCACUCAUCCUGGAGUCUCCGUUCACCAACAUCAGAGAGGAGGCCAAGAGCCACCCCUUCUCCAUGGUGUACCGCUUCCUGCCCGGCUUCGACUGGUUCUUUCUGGACUCCAUCACCGCCAACAACAUCCGCUUCACCAACGACGAGAAUGUGGACCACAUUUCCUGUCCGGUUCUGAUUCUACACGCCGAGGACGACGGAGUGGUUCCGUUCCAUCUGGGCAAAAAGCUCUACAGUCUGGCGUCUCGCUCCAGCAGCCUGAGCGGUCAUAAGGUUCAGUUCGUGGCGUUCCCGGCGGCUCUCGCCUUCAGACACAAGUUCAUCUACAGGAGCCCGGAGCUGCCAAACAUCCUCAGUGACUUCCUGGGAGCGGCUCACCCCGCCGUGGCGUGACGACGGCUUGUCUUCAUGGACCGAACAUUCCUGUUACCAUUCCCGACAUCCCGGCUGACGGUACGGCUACCACUGUUACCAUGGUUACCAGUGUGACCGUGUCCUGUGGGCUGCAGAGCGGAGGUUUUGUUUCUCACCUGCAUGGCUCCUCCUCACCGUCGGCAGGAAACUGUUUCCUGUUCUGACUUGAAAUAUUAAUUAAAUCUGGUUUUAUGUA
Molecule: messenger RNA, 1432 nt
Organism: Xiphophorus maculatus (southern platyfish)
Lineage: Eukaryota; Metazoa; Chordata; Actinopteri; Cyprinodontiformes; Poeciliidae
Gene: abhd12
Product: abhydrolase domain containing 12
Exons: 13
Coding region: 67-1215 (382 amino acids)
Biological process (GO): monoacylglycerol catabolic process; phosphatidylserine catabolic process
Cellular component (GO): endoplasmic reticulum membrane
Molecular function (GO): phosphatidylcholine lysophospholipase A1 activity; monoacylglycerol lipase activity
Source: RefSeq, a predicted model, not a curated record